AUGGCCAAAACCAAGAAAAUUUGCAUUCUUGUGCUGAGGCUUCUAGCUUUUGGCGCAACCCUUUCGGCAGCCAUUGUCAUGGCUACUAGUCAUCAGAAAACUAGCUUCUUAACUGUGUCUUUGGAAGCAAAGUUCAGCCACACACCGGCCUUCAAGUACUUUCUGAUUGCAAAUGUUAUUGGAAGCGUGUACAGCUUCCUAGUCCUUUUUCUUCCUUCCGAGAGUCAGCUCCGGAGACUUGUUGUUGCCCUGGAUUUGGUUAUGACAAUGUUGCUCACAUCAAGUGUAUCGUCAGCCUUGGCAGUUGCUUAUGUGGGCAAGAAAGGAAAUUCACAUGCAGGUUGGCUACCAAUUUGUGGUCAAGUCCACAAGUACUGCAACCAAGUAGCCGGAGCUAUGAUCGCUGGCUUCAUCGGAGUUAUAAUCUAUAUGCUGCUUCUUCUCUAUUCCAUCCACAGUGUCCUAAAUCCUCUGCUUGUGUAGAAGCAUUUAAGCAUAUUCACAAGUCAAUUUUAUUAUGCACGCUAGCUUUUUUUAUGGCAUAGAAAGAAUUAAU
Molecule: messenger RNA, 556 nt
Organism: Cornus florida
Lineage: Eukaryota; Viridiplantae; Streptophyta; Magnoliopsida; Cornales; Cornaceae
Product: CASP-like protein 1C2
Exons: 3
Coding region: 1-483 (160 amino acids)
Source: RefSeq, a predicted model, not a curated record